AUGACUGCAGACAUAAAGAUCGAGUUGGGCCACUCCGGCCCGAAGUCGGUUGAACACAACGAUUACGCCGUCCCAGACGUCGUCCCUCAGGCCGAGCUCUUGGGAGAACAUGUUAGCUAUGGACCAGACGGCCUUCGCGGCCUUCUGACCUCUGGAUACGUGUUCGGGGCAGCUUUCCUCGCUUCUCUGGGCGGGUUUUCCUUCGGAUACGACCAAGGCGUCAUCUCCAUCAUCAACGUGAUGCCUCAGUUCCAUAAUGCGUACCCAAGGACUACGACUCCCUUUGGAACCAGUUUUAUGACAGCCAUGUUGUUGCUCGGGGCUUUUAUAGGAUGUCUGUUUAUGUCUUAUAUGUGCGACAAGAUCUCUCGCAAGUGGGCCUUGACUGUGGUGGUGAUUAUCUUCGACAUCGGUGCCAUUAUUCAGACUGCAGCUCCAAACUACGCCUCCCUCGUCCUUGGUAGAGCUAUCGGAGGCGUUGGUGUCGGCACUCUUGCUAUGGGCGCGCCGCUUUACAUCUCAGAGAUUUCCCCACCAAAUCUUCGAGGAACCCUUCUUGUCCUUGAAUCCAUCUCCAUCGUGUCUGGCGUCGUCAUUGCUUUCUGGAUCACCUUUGCCACAAGACACUUGUCUAGCGAAGCUUCCUUCAGGCUUCCUUUUGGAUUGCAGAUGGUGUGCGCCACAAUCCUUGGCUUGGGCAUUCAUGCCUUCCCCUAUUCACCACGAUGGCUCGGCUUAGUUAGUCGCCAUGAGGAGUGUCUAAAAAGUCUAUGCAAGUUGCGAGGUCUGCCCGCCAACGAUAACCGAGUCCAGGCUGAAUAUAGGGGCAUUCUGGCUGAAGUUGAGUUCCAGAAGACAAUUACGGAGCAGAAACAUCCCGGGCUCAAGGGCCUCAGGCUCGAGGUGGUCCUGUGGGGCGAUCUUUUGAAGCGCAAGAUGUGGCAUAGAAGUAUUGUCGGAUGUGGCGUGGCAUUCUUCCAGCAGUUUUCCGGCAUCAAUGCUUUCAUCUAUUACGCACCUACCCUUUUCAGCUCUCUUGGCAAUUCGGACGAAAUGUCACUGAUCUUAUCAGGCGUCUUCAAUGUUCUCCAACUCGUCGCCGUUGCCAUCUGCUUCGCCAUCAUCGACAAACUCGGACGAAGACCUCUGGCUAUUAUCGGAGGGUUCGGAUCCUGCAUUUGCUACAUCGUCAUUGCGGGGCUCUCCGGAGUCUAUGAGAGAGACUGGUCACAAAACUCGACUGCUGGUUGGGCGUGCGUGGCCAUGGCAUUCUGCUUCAUUCUUGUCUAUGGAGUCUCUUACUCGCCUUUGGGUUGGACUCUGCCGUCUGAGGUCUUUCCCAACUCACUACGAGCAAAGGGCGUGGCACUGGCUAUCAGCGUCACCUGGCUGUCCAACUUUACCGUGGGCAUCGCUACACCACCCAUGAUCGCAAACAUUCACUAUGGAACCUAUAUUUUCUUCGCGUUCUGGUGCGGUCUCUCCGGUAUUUGGGCUGUUCUCCUGGUGCCUGAAACAAAGGGGAAGACCUUGGAAGAGAUGGAUGAACUCUUCGGAGAUGCCGAUGGAGAGGAGGGCAGGGAGGCCGUGCAUGCGGCACUGCAGGUUGCUCUCAGAUCCGCCAGCAUCUCCGUUCCAAAGCACGAUUUGUAA
Rhinocladiella mackenziei CBS 650.93 is the source of this 1653-nucleotide messenger RNA. RefSeq lists its product as uncharacterized. The coding region runs from base 1 to 1653 and encodes 550 amino acids. Gene Ontology annotation, cellular component: membrane. Gene Ontology annotation, molecular function: carbohydrate:proton symporter activity. The record is from RefSeq and is a predicted model, not a curated record. NCBI's taxonomy places the organism in Eukaryota, Fungi, Ascomycota, Eurotiomycetes, Chaetothyriales, Herpotrichiellaceae. The transcript is spliced from 2 exons. Gene Ontology annotation, biological process: transmembrane transport; carbohydrate transport.